AUUGGGCUCUAGCCAAGAACAUCAACUUCUAUAAUGUGAGACCUCCACUAGACCAUACAGAGUACUGCUUGACAGUUCAUCAUUUCACAAGCCAUGGAAGGAGUACAUCUGUGACCAAAAAAUGUGCUACCAGGGAUGAAUGCCAUUUUGUUGGCUGUCACCCCCACAGAGAGACAGGCCAUACACUCACAUGCCUCCGUCAGCUUCCUCACCUGAAGAUUUUAAAAUCUGCUGAAUUGGAACACUUGGAAUAUUAAGCAGUAGCCUUGAAUUGAUCUAAGGUGCAUUUUUCUUCCAAUUAUAAAGAGGACUGGCUCCCAAGAAACCCGUAUGAGUGUGGCCCCACUCUGCAAUGGAAUCCUGGCCUACCCUGGCCUGGGUUCUGCUACUUAGCCUGAUCGCUGACUGUCUGAAAGCAGUUCAACCUAGAGACUUUACAGUGAAAGAUAUUAUCUACCUUCAUCCUUCAACCACACCAUAUCCUGGUGGAUUUAAAUGUUUCACCUGUGAAAAGGCAGCAGACAAUUAUGAAUGCAACCGAUGGGCUCCAGAUAUCUAUUGUCCAAAAGGGACAAGAUACUGUUACACUCAACACACAUUGGAAGCCAGUGGAGAAAGUAUAUCUGUCACUAAGCGCUGUGUGCCACUGGAGGACUGUUUGUCUACUGGAUGCAUAGAUUCAAAACACGAAGGCCGCAAGAUCUGCACUUCCUGCUGUGAAGGAAAUAUCUGCAACUUGCCAUUACCCAGAAAUGCAACUGAUGCAAUAUUUGCAACGACAUCCCCUAUAAAUCAGACAAAAAGACUUUCCCAGCGUAUAUCAAUAAUAACAUCAUGUCUCCUGUUGGUAUUUACUUCAUAGCGAUGUCAUAAGGUGCCAUUUGUCUAGUUGGAAAAGCUUAACUGGAUGAAAACCUUAGUAUCAAUAUAUGACCUUAUCUUAAUAUAUGUUCACAAUCUUAGUAUUUCAACAACAUUCCCAAAAUUUUAAUUUCUUCUUGAUUUUUUUUUUGAUUAAUUUUGGUUAGUACUGCACCUAAAUGUUCCUGAAGUGUAUUCUCCUGAAGGGGAGAAUAAUCCAAUUGUUUUCACUUAAUAUUUUAAGUAGAAACACAUUUGAAAUAUUUUCAAAGCUAGUGGGUCACCCAUAUACAUGGGUACAUAGAAUAUUCUUGAAAUUUGUCUACUCUCUGUGAAGUGGUAAUAUUUGUUAAAAAUAUAUUAUGCAGCUAUAGAAUCAUAUAAUUUGAUUAUUUGAAGCUCUCUCAUGAAGGAGUAUUUAUUUACUGAUUCCAACAAUAAUUUGAUUAUCAUAUCAAUCUUUGGCACCUUCCUGAUU
Molecule: messenger RNA, 1339 nt
Organism: Gopherus flavomarginatus (Mexican gopher tortoise)
Lineage: Eukaryota; Metazoa; Chordata; Testudines; Testudinidae
Gene: LYPD6
Product: LY6/PLAUR domain containing 6
Exons: 7
Coding region: 353-862 (169 amino acids)
Biological process (GO): positive regulation of canonical Wnt signaling pathway
Molecular function (GO): acetylcholine receptor inhibitor activity
Source: RefSeq, a predicted model, not a curated record